AUGACCGGAGUCACUCAAAGACAAACAGCAGAGUUAAAGAUAAUAGUUGACGAGGAUAACGCUGAGGGAUGUGAAGACUAUUUCUAUUCUGCUCCCAUUGAUAAUGCAGAUGAAACCGCGGGAUUGUCUGACAAAACCACAUGGAGUGUCAAAGGACGAUACAUACCCGAACCCAUCAAUAAACCUUUCAGUUUCGAUAUUCCCAGCACAAGCGGAACUAAAGAUGUUCCUGAAGAACCGUUAGUUGAACCUGAUGUUCCAAUCGAGAGGAAAGAACCGAAAGGUCCACUCAAGAGACAGGAUGCACCAGAAGUUCAAACUAAGGAAAGUACCAAAACCAAAAUGGAGGAUAAAACAACCACAACCCAGAAGGAGAAACCACAAGCCAGCUUCAAUGUUCACAAAUCACAGAAGGAGCUAGCUGAACAGAAAAGACUCAGAAAUCAAAGAUAUGCCUCGAAUCUGAAUGAACGGAAAAGGCAUUUGAAUUCUCAAAAUCCUAAUUAUGAGCCUUCUAGGAAAGAAUCCAUGGAUAAAGGAAAGGAAAAGUCAAAGGAAAAUUUUAGUCCAAAUUCCUUUUAUUCCAAAUCCAAAAACCGAAAGUCAAGUCUCGGUUCUCAACCCGAGUUCGGUUCUCAACCCAAGUUCGGUUCUCAACCCAGUUUCGGUCAUCAACCCAGUUUCGGUCCACGACCCAAGUUUGGUCCUAAACCCAAAUUUAGCUCUCGAUCCAGAUUCGGUCCUAAAACUAGUUUCGGUCCCAAUUCUAGACAUGGAUCCUCCAGAUCCCAAGAUGAAACAAAUUCCUUAAAGGACAUCAAAGGAAAAGGAAAGUUGUUAUCAGACUCUGAAAAUGAAAAUAAAAGAUCCUCCCCUAAACCUAGGAAUCCAAUGAAAAACACUAAACCAUCUAAAGAAACCCCAAAAGAUACAUUAAGAUUUAAAGAAGAUAAAACAAAAAUCAAGGUGUUUACCAUCAAAAGAAAGGAUCAAACGACUCUUGUUAAAAGAACUUAUUUAGUUGAUGCUUCUAUUGUUAUUCCCUUCUCUAUGAAAAACUCACCAGGUCCCAAGAAACUUUGGAAAGUUCAGAGAACAGAAGAUGCUUCAGGAGACAUCUUUCCGGAAUCUAGACAGGUCUCGGUUCCGAUAUCCAACCUGUUUGAUGAAUACAUUCGGUUAUUUGAUGAACCAGAAAAGGCAAUACAUUUGGAGGCAACAGCAGCAGACAACAGAGUAGAUAAUAUGAAGAAAGUCAUAGACGAAGCUGCCAAAUCAAUGGAAAACGAAACACUCACUCCUAAACCAUCACCCAAUACCUUACACACCGAUUCAACAUUCCAGGGGGAGAACUCUACCACUUUCAAACCAUCUGAAGUUCCUGUUGAGGGGGAGAAUCCCAAUUCCUCCCCAAUAUCUACUAGUUCAACUAAUACUCAAACAAAUGAACCAAAAUCAACAUGUGAUACUCCAAUCGAGGGGGAGAUACCCUCUGCCGAUUCUGCUGAAAACAAAGACUUCACUUCGCCAGUCGAGGGGGAGAAGGAGAAAACAAGUGACAGUUCUACUGAAGAAGGUGAAAGGGAUCAGUCAGAUGUUGAAGUUGAAGUUGAAGCAGAACUAAAUCCAGAAUAUGAUCCACUCUAUCCUCCGCUAACAAAAUGGACAAAAGACCAUCCCAAAGAGCAAAUUAUUGGUGAAUCCUCAUAA
Messenger RNA from Lactuca sativa (garden lettuce), 1710 nucleotides. The record is from RefSeq and is a predicted model, not a curated record. NCBI's taxonomy places the organism in Eukaryota, Viridiplantae, Streptophyta, Magnoliopsida, Asterales, Asteraceae.